AUGCGUGCUCUCAAACCAACCUCCUUGCUCUCUGUGCCUUGCCCCGUCCAUCACACGUGUGCGUCAUGCUGCUCCAUGCCGCUGUGCUGCCAUGCCGCCAUGCCACCAUGCCACCAUGCCGCCAUGCUGCCAUACCCCCGUGCCGCCAUGGCAGGAGUGCGACUUCGCGUUCAACGGCUCUCUGGCCCUCGUGCCGUUCUACCUGCUGCUCACCAUGCGCCCCUCGCAGCCCUUCUCCGACUCGCUGCUGUUCUACAAGGGGAGCGCGGCCACUCGUGUCCGCCCUUUGACCUGGUCAACAGCGCCGGCAUGAAGCUCGUCGUGCGAGGCGCGUCCCCCAAGCGGCAGCAGUACUCGGGCACGUGCUUCAUAGUGGAGUUUGAGUCGCUGCUCAUCAAGAUGGGGCUGGGCCGCAACAACAUCGCCAAGCUCACCACCCGCGACGACAACCCACAGUUCCCAGAGAAUCGCAGGUGUGCAGUCUUCCGGGUGGUGUGA
Molecule: messenger RNA, 498 nt
Organism: Closterium sp. Naga37s-1
Lineage: Eukaryota; Viridiplantae; Streptophyta; Zygnematophyceae; Desmidiales; Closteriaceae
Source: the annotation of a GenBank genome assembly